Molecule: messenger RNA, 1551 nt
Organism: Quercus robur (English oak)
Lineage: Eukaryota; Viridiplantae; Streptophyta; Magnoliopsida; Fagales; Fagaceae
Exons: 5
Coding region: 239-1312 (357 amino acids)
Biological process (GO): beta-D-galactose catabolic process via UDP-galactose, Leloir pathway; glucose metabolic process
Molecular function (GO): aldose 1-epimerase activity; carbohydrate binding
Source: RefSeq, a predicted model, not a curated record
UUACCAAGUCAAAUUAUUGGGGCUAGCAAUUCCAAGAUGAGCAAACUGUUGCCUUUCUCUGACUAACAUUAGUCUUCAAAUUAUUGUUUCAAUCCUUAACAGCUUAAACAAUCAAAUUCAUAUCUUUCAUCUCUUUCUAGCACAAACUAUAUCCUAUCUUAAUUUAUGCAUCUAUAUAAACCUAUCAACCAUUCAGCUAUUCAUUCAGAGUAAAAAGAAAAGACCACCGUCUGAAAACAUGGCCAAGAUCAUUGUGCUAUGCUGUCUAAUCAUCCUUGCAGCAUUUGGGUCUGUCAAUGGCUCUUCAAAAAAGCAAGAAGUUGGGUUCUAUGAACUGAAGAAGGGUGAUAUCUCUAUGAAAUUCACCAACUGGGGUGCAGCUAUUGUCUCCCUUAUUCUUCCGGACAAACAUGGAAAGCUGACUGAUAUUGUUCUUGGGUUUGAUUCAACUAAGGAGUACCAGACGAAUGCACCAAGCUUUGGUGCUCUUGUUGGACGAGUUGCAAACAGAAUUGGAGGUGCUCAGUUUACUUUGAACGGAACGCAUUAUAAGCUAAUUGCUAAUGAUGGGAAUAACACACUUCAUGGUGGACCCAAAGGAUUUGGGCAUGUUGUUUGGAAGGUGAAAAAGCAUAGUAAUGAAGGUCAUACUCCUCACAUUGUUUUCACCUAUUACAGCGUUGAUGGUGAUCAAGGAUUUCCUGGUGCUCUCCUUGCCACUGUCAGAUAUGCACUCAUUGGUAACAACCAAUUGAGUAUCACAAUGAAAGCCAAAGCUCUAAACAAGCCUACUCCAGUGAAUCUGGCCCAGCAUGCAUACUGGAACCUAAAUGGCCAUAACAGUGGAGAUAUCCUGUCUAAUGUGAUCCAGAUAUUUGGAUCCCAGAUCACACUUCUUGAUAGUCAUUUUAUUCCCACUGGAAAAUUUGAAUCAGUGAAAGGAACACCCUAUGAUUUCCUCAAACCACACCCGAUUAAAAGCAAGAUCAAUGGGCUAGCUAAUGGUUAUGAUAUCAACUAUGUGCUUGAUGAUGGUGUUGGCCACAAGUUGAAGAGGGCAGCAGUGGUGCAUGAUCCGAAGUCAGGAAGAGUGUUGGAGCUGUCUACAAAUGCUCCUGGUGUGCAGUUCUAUACAUCUAACACUCUGGAUAUUAAGGGAAAAGGAGGAUUUGAGUACAAACCAUUUGCAGCACUAUGUUUGGAGACUCAAGCAUUCCCUGACUCAGUCAACCACCCCAAUUUCCCUUCCACUAUUGUAAGCCCUGGAAAGCCUUACAAGCAUUACAUGCUCUUCAAGUUUUCUACUAAUUAAACCUCCAUCUGAUUAGCCAUGUGUAAUAAGGUCAAUCUCUUAAAUGGAAACGUUAGAGUUUGAGUAUCAAAGCUCUUACAUUUUGUGGUUCAAGUAGUUGUAAUAAUUGGCUGAAGGAAUAAUUUUUGAGGCAGAGGCACUUUUAGGCUUUGGUGAUCAGCACCAAGAUUACUCUAAUUUGGUGUAACUUUGUAAUCUUCCCUUAGUCAACUAUUCAGGCCAACGCCUGAUUUUUUUUU